Penicillium robsamsonii is the source of this 2592-nucleotide messenger RNA. RefSeq names its product chloride channel protein. Gene Ontology annotation, molecular function: voltage-gated chloride channel activity. Gene Ontology annotation, cellular component: early endosome; membrane; Golgi apparatus. The record is from RefSeq and is a predicted model, not a curated record. The transcript has 7 exons. Gene Ontology annotation, biological process: transmembrane transport; chloride transport. NCBI's taxonomy places the organism in Eukaryota, Fungi, Ascomycota, Eurotiomycetes, Eurotiales, Aspergillaceae. The coding region runs from base 1 to 2592 and encodes 863 amino acids.
AUGCCAAUAAGUGGCCAGGGCUCGGGUGGUGAGGGCCAUUCCGGGACUCAACUCGGAGCUAAUCAGGAUGCCCAUCAGCCUCAAGAAGUGAACCGGGAAGCCGAGGGGCUAAAUGAGCCGAUCUCCUUCAAGCGAAAACAAAAACAACGAUCACGGUUCAGUUUGUCCAGCCUUCUCUCCCCUCCAGCCGGCGCAUCGGAUACUGGCUUUGGCUCUCCGGCGCCGCAAGGUGGUCAGAAUGGCGAUGCGUCGCCCCUCGAUCCUUAUGCGCCGAUAGGAUUCAAUGGCAGCGCUGAAGGAUCAAAAGAUGGUACGCCACUAGACUGGUACGUGGAAGGCCCGGGACGACGUGUGGGUUAUGACGACUUCACCGCUAUCGAUUGGAUCUAUGAGUAUACCAAGGAGCGGCAAAGGAAGCGGCUUCUUUACUCGAGUGGACAGGGUAUACUGGGCCAUGCUCGUCGACUCCUUGAUGCAAGCAAUGUCUGGUUGGUGUUGAUUGCGACUGGCAUUGCUGUAGGAAUAAUCGCUGCUUCUAUCGAUAUUGCAACGAAUUGGCUGGGUGAUUUGAAGUCCGGGUUUUGCAAAAAUGGAAGUGGAGGUGGCAAGUUCUAUCUAAACAAGAGCUUUUGCUGCUGGGGUCUCGAUGAUCACUCCAAGUGUCUGGACUGGACACCUUGGGGGAAUGCGUUAGGAGGGGACUCCAAUGCAGGAACAUAUACGGUUGGAUACAUCUUCUAUGUUGUGUUUUCGGUUUUCUUUGCUGCGUGUGCUUGCUUUCUGGUGCGAAAUUAUGCUGUUUACGCUCGACACAGUGGUAUCCCCGAGAUCAAAACGAUCCUAGGUGGAACUGUAAUCCGACAUUUCAUGGGGCCCUGGACGCUGGCCAUUAAAUCAUUGGGCCUGUGCCUUUCUGUAGCAUCCGGUCUAUGGCUAGGCAAAGAAGGUCCACUUGUGCAUGUUGCAUGCUGCUGCGCGAAUAUUCUGAUGAAGCCUUUCGAGAGUCUGAAAGGCAAUGAAGCACGCAAACGAGAGGUCCUUUCAGCGGCUGCCGCGGCAGGUAUCUCAGUCGCAUUCGGGGCACCCAUCGGAGGUGUUCUUUUUAGUUUGGAGCAACUUUCAUAUUAUUUCCCAGACAAAACAAUGUGGCAAAGCUUUGUCUGUGCCAUGGUAGCAGCUGUUACCCUGCAAGCCUUGAACCCAUUCCGGACAGGUAAUAUUGUGUUGUAUCAAGUAACCUACACUCGAGGCUGGCAUCGCUUCGAAAUUAUCCCAUUCAUUAUUCUUGGCAUCGUUGGCGGCCUCUACGGCGCAUUCCUGAUCCGCCUGAAUACGAGAAUCACCAAGUGGAGGCGAGCUCGAACUUCCUCCCGGCCAAUCAUCGAAGUGGUUGUCGUGGCUCUCAUUACAGCUUUAGUCAAUUAUCCAAAUCACUUCAUGCGGGCUCAGAACUCAAAGCUUGUUCAGUCGCUAUUCGCAGAGUGCAACAGUGUGACAUAUGAUCGAUUUGGUCUAUGCGCAACGGGAUCUGCCUCAAUUGGCGUGGCUAUUUACCUGGUCAUAGCUGCUUUACUAGCCUUUUUCUUGGCUUCCAUGACAUUUGGACUUGAGAUUCCUGCGGGUAUUAUUCUUCCUUCGGUCGCUAUCGGUGCUCUUUAUGGGCGUUCUCUGGGCAUUAUAGUCCGCUUGUGGCAAGAAUCUUAUCCGAAUGCAUUCAUGUUUAGCAAAUGCGAACCAGACAUUCCCUGCGUCACACCUGGCUUGUACGCAAUUAUCGGGGCUGCUGCUGCUCUUGGUGGUGCUACUCGAAUGACUUUGUCAAUUGUCGUUAUCAUGUUUGAAUUGACUGGCGCGUUAACCUAUGUGAUCCCGAUCAUGAUUGCCGUGAUGUUAUCCAAGUGGUGUGGUGACAUCUUUGGAAAGCGAGGUAUCUACGAGUCAUGGAUUCGACUAAACGAGUAUCCUUUCCUCGACCAUCGCGAUGACACCACUCCGCCAGAUGUAUCUGCUCACCGGGUCAUGACAACGGUGGACGAUAUCAGCGUCAUUACUGCCACUGGUCACACUAUUGCCUCGAUCCGCAGUCUGCUAGCUAAUACUACAUAUCGCGGGUUUCCCAUAGUCUCAGACACCUCGAGUCCCACUCUGCUAGGCUAUAUCACUCGCAAUGAGCUUUCUUUUGCUCUGAAAUACUCAACCUCUUCUACCACCCGCAACCUCUCCGAGGAGACACAAGUCUUCUUCUCGCAUCAACCGUUUGCGGACCCUAUUGAUACCCUUGACCUACGGCCAUGGAUGGACCAGACACCGAUGACCUUGAACAGUAACAUCACUUUCUUGAUUGUUUUACGAAUGUUCCAACGUCUUGGCUUGCGUUAUGUGCUGUUUGCCAACAAGGGCAUUCUACAAGGACUACUGACCAAGAAAGAUGUCUGGUCGGUGCUGAAUGGCGUGGAGUUCCGCCGUGAAGAAGACGUUCGAGACGAAGAAUUCCGGAGUUUCGAAAAUCAUACUGAGGCUGAAGAGGUUGGUUUGCUUGAUGGGAAUGAUACCUCCAGUCUUGGUAGUUCGUUGAGGCGGGAUUCUCUUUGA